Cryptococcus amylolentus CBS 6039 is the source of this 537-nucleotide messenger RNA. RefSeq lists its product as hypothetical. The transcript is spliced from 4 exons. Gene Ontology annotation, biological process: protein import into mitochondrial matrix. Gene Ontology annotation, cellular component: TIM23 mitochondrial import inner membrane translocase complex. NCBI's taxonomy places the organism in Eukaryota, Fungi, Basidiomycota, Tremellomycetes, Tremellales, Cryptococcaceae. The coding region runs from base 1 to 537 and encodes 178 amino acids. The record is from RefSeq and is a predicted model, not a curated record.
AUGUCUGCUCCUAGAGUCAUCGCCCAGCUGGUGAUCACCGGCGGAAAAGCCUUCGGCAAGGCUACUUUUGCUGCCAUGCAACAAGCUGGCAAAAACUUUACCCACAAGCCUGAAGGCAUGGCCGAUUCUGCACCUCGCUCGGCGGACGGAAAGAAGAAUGCUCUUACAAGCCAAUUGCAGAUGAGCUUGGACGAGGCGCGGUUGAUCUUGAAUGUGAAGAAGGAUGACCCUCUGGAUGUCAUUCAAAAGCACUACGAUGUCAUCUUCAAAGCCAACUCCCCGCCCCCUCCCCCAACCGCCGCCGAAACAAAACCCGGUGCCAAACCCACACCCCCUCCCCGAGCUACUGGCAAAUCCGCCAAGAGCAAGGCUCCCACGCACUCGUUCUACUUGCAGUCCAAGGUGUUUAGGGCUCUGGAGAGAAUAAAAGCAGAGAAGGAGGCGGAGGUGGCCAAGAGCCGGCCAGAAGGAGAGGCCGCUGCUGAAGCGGGGGCUGAGCAGCCGAAGGGGGAGCAAAAGGAAGGGGAGAGCAGAUAG